UGCUGCCACCUGUUGGUCGUUUGUGAGCAUCGCAAAGUCCAGCCCGGUUCUUCGGUCUCACGAGAUCGUCGCGGUCAUGAGGAGCGAAACAGGAAGUGGACCAUGUCAUCGGUGUUCGGCGGCGUUGAAGGUGGGGGGACCCAUUCCAAGGCGGUCCUGGUGACAGAAGAUGGAAGAAUCCUUGCAGAGACUGAGGGGCCCUCCACCAACCACUGGCUGGUGGGGGUGGACAAAUGUAUCGAAACCAUCAACGACAUGGUCCGGGGAGCCAAGGUGGCGGCAGGACUGGAUCCAAACAUUCCGCUGCGCUCGCUGGGCAUGUCUCUGAGUGGGGGCGAGCAAAAGGAUGCCAUCGACAAACUGAUUGCUCACAUGAAAGGCCUUUAUCCUACCCUUAGCCAAGAUUAUUUCAUCACGACCGAUGCCAUCGGUGCCAUGGCCACUGCUAGUGACCGCGGUGGCGUCGUCUUGAUCUCAGGGACAGGCUCCAACUGCAAAUUAGUGAAUCCAGACGGGUCCCAGGUUGGCUGUGGGGGCUGGGGUCACAUGAUGGGUGACGAAGGAUCUGCGUUCUGGAUUGCACAUUUAGCUGUCAAGACCGUUUUUGAUGCCAGGGACAAGUUGGCCACGCCUCCUCAUGACGUGACACAUGUGAGAAAAGCCAUGGAGGAGUAUUUUGAGGUGUCUGACCUCAUGGGCAUGCUGCCGCACCUCUACAGAAACUUCCAGAAGUCCCACUUUGCCGGUUUCUGUCAGAAGCUGGCUGAAGGUGCAGAAGCUGGAGAUGCGCUGUGUCAAUAUGUGUUCUCGCGAGCUGGGAGAGUCCUAGCCAAACACGUGCAAGCCGUCCUACCUGCAGCACAGGAGCCUCUACUCAACGGUGACCUCGGCCUGCCCAUCCUGUGCGUGGGCUCCGUGUGGAAGAGCUGGAAGCUUCUGAAAGCGAGCUUCAUUGAGGUCCUGGAUGAGGCGGCGUCAUCUGAUGAGUUCAAGGCCCGUUUCCACGGCUACAGCCUCCUGGUGUUGAAACAGUCCUCAGCACUCGGAGGUGCAAGUCUCGGCGCGCGGAGUUUGGGCGCACUUUUAAAGAUGGACUACGCGGCCAACGUCGACAUCUUCUACCGUCACUCCUGUAAAAGCAAGCAGUGAGCGUGCAAUGUCAUCCAUGUUGGCAGUAAGAGCGUAUUUUCAUCUUUGACGUUCGGAAAAUAUCGUGAUGUCAGUGAGUCCACAAGUGGGACUCAUUUAACAUAAAUCCACUCGUUUACUCCCAACAAAUUAGAAUCCCUUUUGUGUUGUCAGUGAUUCGGCAAUGGUGCUAUUUGUGCAAGCCGCUCAGCUGUGCGCAUGCAUACAAAAGUGAAUGAACCGCGACUGUUUGACGUGUGUAUACUUUUAAAAUUGAGCAUCUAUUUUUUUAAGGGUAUAUUCCAAUAAAACAGACUCCAUUCUG
This is a messenger RNA of Hippocampus comes (tiger tail seahorse), 1453 nucleotides long. RefSeq names its product N-acetylglucosamine kinase (gene nagk). The transcript has 10 exons. NCBI's taxonomy places the organism in Eukaryota, Metazoa, Chordata, Actinopteri, Syngnathiformes, Syngnathidae. The coding region runs from base 103 to 1149 and encodes 348 amino acids. Gene Ontology annotation, molecular function: N-acetylglucosamine kinase activity. The record is from RefSeq and is a predicted model, not a curated record.